AUGGCAUCCACGUCAGCGCGCUAUCGUGGCGUGGCGGGUAGUGGCCUACCCUCCUUAGAUCCCUAUCCCGACGCGCCCGAUGCGUACUUUACUUCCGUUCAGGAGCCGCCGCCUCUGCCGGGGAGUGAUGGAGAUAGUAGUAGCGAGGAUGAAGACGAAGCGGCGGGAGUGGCGAGGAGGCGGAGAGAGCGGGAGAGAAGGAAGGAGGAGAGGGAGAGGAGGGAGAAGAAGGGGCAGGAAGGCGGGGCGGAAGGGGCGACGGCGGAUGAGGGGAGCGGGGAAGGGGGGGGCGAGAAGCCGGAGGGCGUUACGUAUGAGGAAACUAGGGUUGGAGCAGAAAGGGGUGAAGGAGGAGAGAAAAUAAUUGUAGCAACAGCAACAGCAACAGCAGCAGCAGCAGCAGCAGCAGCAGCAGCAGCAGCAGCAGCAACCGCACCAACGACAUUAGCAGCUGCAGCACGAGACAGCCAGUCAGUAGACAUCUCGGUCGGGGUCCGGGAACUCCCGAGCCUGGCCCCGAACCUCCCGCCGUGGCUCGGCACCCCGCUGCUGGCCGAGGCAGCGGGAGGUUCGGCCGCGGCGGCGGCGGCGGCGGCGGCGGAGUGCGCGUCCCCCGACAUUGGUCGGUGGCGGGAGACGCGGAUUAAGGAGAAACAGCGCGCCGGCGGCGGGCUGGGGGGGGGGCUAGUAGCGGGGAUGAGUGAGGAGAGAAAGCAGAGCGAGGUGGGAAACAAGAGUGAGCAGCAGCAGCAGCAGUCGGGGGAGCAAGGGCAGGGGCAGGGGGAGCAGGAACAGAGGCAGGGGCAGGGGCAAGAGGGGGAAGGUGCUGAGUUGGGCCCUUCGGGUUCGUUCUCCUACUCGGAUGACACGAAACAGGAGCAGGAGCAGGGGCACCAGCAGGGGCAGCAGGGGCAGCAAGAACAGGGACAGGGACAGGGACAGGGACAGCAGGGGCAAGAAGGUUCUGAGGGGCUGGAGGUGGAAAUACUGGGAGCUGAUUCGUUGGGCGAUGCACAGUUGGAGCUUCAGCCGCAGAAGCAGCAGCAGCAGCAGCAGCAGCAGCAGCAGUCACAACAGUCACAGCAGUCGAGUAUCUGGAGCCGCUUCUCUGGGCGAGCGCCUUCCCCGUCCCGCAUGCUGCGCCGAGCUCUCACUCCCCCUCGUUCCACCCGCACCCCCCCGCGCUCCUCCCCCACUCCCCCCCGUUCCACCCCCACGCCCCCCCGCUCCCCAACGCCCCCUCACUCCCCCACCGCCCCCCGCUCCCAGACCCUUCCCUUCCCCGUAACGCCCCCAAGGUCCCCCAGUCACGGGGUGUCCGCGGGAAAGGGGGCGCAGGGGGAAGGGGAGAAAGCAGGGUGGCGCAGGCGGCGGAAGAGUGAAGGGGGAGGCGGAACUGGGGGGUGGGCGGAGGGUCUGGGCGAAGAGGUGGGGGGGGUGAGCGGGCGGAGCAGCAGCAACAGCGCCGGUGGCGGUGAGAAUGGUAUAGCUCCUGCUGAUGCUGGUACUGAUGCUACUGCUGCUGCUGCUGCUGCUGCUGAUCUUGACACAGCCACUGCCGAGGCCAAUCCACGCUAUGCCAAGAAUCGCAGCAGCAGCACGGACGGAAUCGCAGCUCGCUCCACCACCACCACUGGCAGCACCACCGGCAUCAGCGCCAGCGCCAGCGCCAGCGCCAGCGCCAGCAACAGCAACAGCGGCGGCGGCGGCGGCGGCGGCGGCGGCACAAGGAUGGGGCGGUUCAUGCGCUGGUUCCCCAGAAAGUCCACCUCAACCUCCUCCUCACCCAUGCCCUUGUCUUCCGAGCCUAUGCCUUCCGAGCCUUUGCCUUCCGAGCCUAUGUCUUCCGAGCCUUUGCCUUCCGAGCCAUUGCUUUCCGAGCCUUUUGAGCCAUCGCAAACCUCUGCUACGUCCGCUCUGCCACGCGACCCCACACUCGCGCCCACUCCCUCUCUCUCCACCAACCCGCCUUCCGCUGACCCUCGUUCCGCUCACCCUCCUGCUCUUAGCAUCCCUACUGAUGGAGUUUCCCCUGUAGCUGAGUCCUCUCACGCAGCUGGUACAGCUGCAUCUGUAGCGGCUGUAGCAGCUUCCAGCCAAUCAGCAGCGACAGCCUCUGAUAGGGCCCAUCCACUUGGCACUCCAGUCUCGCCACGUCAGCCGCAAGCCAAGGAGGACUACCCAGCCCCUCCUCCUUCCGAACCUGAGUCCGAACCUGUUUCCGAACCUCCAUCCGAACCAGCUUCGGAACACCCUUCCGAGCCUGUUUCCGAGCCUGCAAUGGGGUCAGGCAGGGGGGAGAAAGAGUACCACCCACGUAUUCCCAAAUCAGACAGUAAUGAUGGGAGAAGAGGGGUUUUAGUGACCAUAAAGGGCCCUCCGUUUCCUGUUUUUUGCACUACUGGGGAUACUGUAGAUUCGCCUGAUUAUGACGCAGCCGAUGCUAACACAGGUUUCACAGCAGCAUCGGGGAAUUCUGGUCCGGUAUCAGGCUCGGCGGAAGGUCCGGCAGAUGGCUCGGGUGGAGCAGGGAGAGCUCGAAGGAGGUUCGGUGUUUUCCGAAGCGCGUCGACGACUGGUUCGGCAAUGGGAGGAGGAGGCGAGUUUCGAGAGUAUAAGACCUUUAAGGAGCAUCUCAUGGACAAGCACAAAUCGCAGCAGAAAGAGCCGCGCGAUAAGGGGGAUAAGGAGCAGAAGGAGAAAAGGGAGAAAAGGGAGAAGAAGGAGAAGAAAGCAGAGGAAAGUCAUAGCAGAGGAGAAGGGCAGCCUCGGGAGCCCAGGGAGAAAAAAGUCCUAGGACCGGUGCAAACAACAGUGGAGGCGUGGGCGUGGCUGUUUGGUCGGGCGGUGUCGGCAGGGGGGAUGGUGGGGGCGGGAAUGCUGGGGAAGAAACAGGGGGGGCGCAAGGGGGGUGGUACAGGAGAAGGGGGAGAAGCGGAGGGGGAAGGGGUGGGGGAGGGUUCGGUGAAGAGUCGUGAGGGAGGGGGAGAGGUGAGGGUUGGAGGGGAGGGAGAGGAGGGAGGGGUAGAGGUAGGUUUGGAGCAGGGGAGAGAGAGUGUGGUAGAAGGUGUGGGUGCUGUAGGAAAGGGCGAAUUGAAGGGAGAAGAGGGGGUGGGGGAAGCAGGGGGGAGUGGUGGGGGGACUGUGGAACCAACCUCCGCUCCCUCUAGUUCUAGAUCUAGACACCUUCUACCCACCAGCAUGGCUCGUAAGCGUAAGGGGCAGGCCCUUAACGACUGCCCCAAGGAUCUUAACGACAUUCCGUACAUCCGCUGGAUGAACCAGCAGAUCGCCAACGGUCGCCAUCCUAGGGGAUUAUCCGCGCCGCCCGUGCUUGACGGCCAGGGAUCCACUGCCCAGUCGCCCACAGCGGCCCCGUCACGUGUGCGCCGUCAGCCUGCAAGGAUGGCAGCAACGCACCGGCCAGUCGUGGAGCAAUACGAUGACGAUGCUGACGACGACGACCGCGAAGAAGGGGAUGACUCCGAUGACGAGGAGAAGGAGCCCGAAGACCAGGGAAUGUUGCCCAGCGACGACGACGAAGACGACGACGACGACGAUGAGGAUGCCGAGGAGGACGCCCCGGAGGAAUCACAGCCUGUCGCUCCGCCGCCGAAACGGAGCGCCGCACGCAAACAAGGGUCUGACAAGGGCAAAGGCAAGGCUGCGCAACCUGCAGCGCGCCCUGAGCCGCGGAAGAAACGUGCGGCAGCAUCUGUCGAGCGCGGCUUAUGGUCUGACAAGGAGAGCACCAUUUUCGCCGCGGCGAAAUGGUUCUUGAAAGAUGAGCUCGAGCCACUCAAGGGGAAGCAGGGGACGCAAUACUGGGCCCGGCUGCUUGCACACAUCAAGGAGUCGAACCCCGGAUGGUGCAGGGGAGUCAACGCACUGCAGAAGCAGUGGCGUAACUUGACGCUCCUUUGGCGGGAGUACAAGCGUGCCGACGGGGGUUCGGGCAACGGCUCGGUGGAUAAACCACCAUGGUAUCCGUACAUGGAGCUGCACAACCAAGACACCGCCGCAGCCGCACCGCAUGCGGUGGACGGUGGAGGCGCGACCAACGUCAACGUGCCGGCCGGCAUGGAGGUUCCAACUUCGUCCCAGCCAGGCACGUCAACGCCAUGUUUUACGGCUCCGCCGCCGACGAACACUGCCACACCCAAGCGCGCCCGGGUGCAUGAGACGGCUACCAUGCAAGCGGCGAUGUUGGUGUCCGCCACCAUCAAGGACUACCACGGUGUUGCGAUGAGAGUCGUUGAAGGCCUCGUCCGAGAAUGGAUGGCGCAAGACCUGCGACUUGCCCGCGAGCGCAUGACUGAAUCGGCUCCCCCGGAUGUGCACCGUGCGCCGCCAGAUUUCUCCCCUCCACCGCCACGCGGGGGGUCCGCACCACCCCCCGAAGCCGCACAGCCGCGGGAAGAUAUGGGCGACGUCAACACCGUCACUCCGGCUGAUGAGGAUGUGGAGAUAUGGGUGCGCGGCGCCGCCGAUUAG
This is a messenger RNA of Closterium sp. Naga37s-1, 4494 nucleotides long. NCBI's taxonomy places the organism in Eukaryota, Viridiplantae, Streptophyta, Zygnematophyceae, Desmidiales, Closteriaceae. The record is from the annotation of a GenBank genome assembly.